GUUUCAGUAAUCAUGCCCACCUUUCCCUUCUCUUUCUCUCACCGAUUCUCGCCGGAACUUACUGUUUCUCUGCAAAUCCACCUCCCAAGCACAUCACUUGGUGCUUCUAUUCCAUUGCAUUACCACUUAUGAAUCUCUCUCCCUUCAUCUUCUUCUCGCUUCUGUUCCAUUAUGGCUCUUCUGAGCCUAUUAUUCAUCUUGGUUACCAGCUUUCGUUGGCAGUUCCGGCGGAAUAUCAUGUGGGUUUCACAGGGAAAGCAUAUAUUAUACAGACAAAUCAGACCGCACCAAAUUUCAGAUUAGCCUUAGGGGUUGAAGCCAUUGAUGGGAAAUAUUCAUGCUCGUUACAAGUUUUUCUGGGAGAUGUCAAAGUGUGGGAUUCUGGUCACUACUCAAGGUUUUAUACAACUGAGAAAUGCUUGCUAGAGCUUACCCAGGAUGGAGAUUUAAGGUUGAAAGGUCCAAAAGACCAAGUGGGAUGGAAGACUGGGACUUCAGGGCAAGAUGUGGAGAGAUUAAAGAUACUGAGGACGGGAAACCUAGUUCUUAUGGAUUCAUUGAACAAAACAAAGUGGCAGAGUUUCAAUUUUCCAACGGAUGUAAUGCUUUGGGGGCAGAGACUUAAUGUGGCAACACGCUUGACGUCUUCACAAGACAACUCGAGCUUUGUCUACUCUUUUGAAAUUGACUACAACAGGGUUGCUCUGUACUUGAACACUGAUAAGUUGAAGUAUUCUUACUGGGAAUUCAAGCCUUCCAUGAAUAGAAAUAUUACAUUCAUCAAGUUGGGUUCAAAGGGGCUGGAUUUAUUUGACAUCAAAUGCAAGAAAAUAGCAAGAAUCCCAUCCCCGAAGUCUCACCCAAUAAGAUUUUUGGCAUUGAAUAAUGAAACAGGAAAUUUGGGGCUCUAUUACUACUCAGAUGAAAAGGCUAAGUUUGCUGCCUUUUUCCAUGCACUAAACAGCACAUGUGAUCUUCCUAUGGCAUGCAGAUCUUAUGGAAUAUGUACAUUAUCUAAUGCCUGCUCGUGCAUUCAGCUUUCAACAAAGGAAGAUGAAGAAAGUUCUGAAUGCACUGAGGAAAUUUCUGGUGGGUUUUGUGGAGGGAAAGAGGCAGAGAUGCUUGAACUAGAGAAUGUGGGUAGCGUGCUCAAAGACGACCAUACUAAAAUGGUUAAUAUUAGCAAAGAAGCAUGUAAAAAUUUGUGCUUACAAGACUGUAAAUGUGCUUCUACUUUAUAUUUUAGGAACACAAGCAGCAAUGUGCAACAAUGCUAUCUUUACAGACUAGUCCUGGGACUCAAGCAGUUGGAGAAAGGUACAGGAUUCAGUUAUAUGGUUAAGGUUCCAAAGGGAACAGCUGAAAAUAAUGGCCAGCAUAAUUUGAAAAAAUGGGUGUUUAUACUUGUUGGAGCUAUUGAUGGACUUAUCAUUCUAAUUGUUGUUGGAGGAGUUGGGUACUGGAUGGUCCAAAAGAGAAAUCCUACCUUGCAUUCUGAGGCCGCCACUUCAUGAGCACAUGCAAUUCCAGGUUCCAUUUCUGAGUUUCUCUGUGAAAAAGGAGGAUAGAAAAAUCAUUCAAUAUACUUGUAAACACAAUUUUGGUUGAUUACCAGAAACUGACUGAAAACUAACUGAAAACUAUUGAUGAAGAAGCAAUUGUAGAGUAUUUGCGAAAAUACUCCCCCAAAAUCCCUCGUACACUUGUUUGAUUUAUAAAUGAUGGCCGCAGGCAAUGCAAAUGUGUGUUUGCCUGCUUUUGUUUUGCUUUAUA
Neltuma alba is the source of this 1773-nucleotide messenger RNA. RefSeq names its product EP1-like glycoprotein 3. The coding region runs from base 129 to 1514 and encodes 461 amino acids. NCBI's taxonomy places the organism in Eukaryota, Viridiplantae, Streptophyta, Magnoliopsida, Fabales, Fabaceae. The transcript is spliced from 2 exons. The record is from RefSeq and is a predicted model, not a curated record.